Molecule: messenger RNA, 207 nt
Organism: Effrenium voratum
Lineage: Eukaryota; Dinophyceae; Suessiales; Symbiodiniaceae
Source: the annotation of a GenBank genome assembly
AUGGUGAGCUUUCUACCGUAUCGAUACUGCGGUGGCGAGGACAAGACCUGCGUGAUUUGCCAGGAGGCCUACGAGAUGGGGGAGGAGGUUCGAAAGCUGCCGUGCUCGCACACUUAUCACAGGGCCUGCAUCGACCGCUGGCUGACCACAGGCGGCCCGAUCUCCCUGCAGUGCCCGAUUUGCAAGGCGCCCGCCGUUGAGCGAUAG